AUGAAGACUGAAAUAGUUGACAGAGGGGAAGAGUUGGAUGUGGCGGCACCGCGUUACUUUUGUGGGAAGAUAGCUCGCUUACAAACUUCAUGGACUGAGGCGAACCCACUUCGAAGAUUCCAUGUUUGUCCAAACUCAUCAGGGAGGAGGAAAAAAGGAUGUGGGUUUUUUGUUUGGGUGGAUGUUGAAUUUCCACCUAGAGAGAAGGCUCUGGUGAGUUGGCUACUUAGAAGAUUGAAGGAACUUGAAAAGGACGUUGGGCAUUGUCAAGCAAGAGAAAGAAAGUUAAUGGGUUGGCUUAUUCUUUCAUGGGGUUUAGUAAUGGUGGUGUUGUUUUGGCAAUGUCUAUAA
Molecule: messenger RNA, 351 nt
Organism: Prunus armeniaca (apricot)
Lineage: Eukaryota; Viridiplantae; Streptophyta; Magnoliopsida; Rosales; Rosaceae
Source: the annotation of a GenBank genome assembly